This is a messenger RNA of Aspergillus glaucus CBS 516.65, 1937 nucleotides long. RefSeq lists its product as uncharacterized. The transcript is spliced from 4 exons. Bases 1 to 1854 code for a protein of 617 amino acids. NCBI's taxonomy places the organism in Eukaryota, Fungi, Ascomycota, Eurotiomycetes, Eurotiales, Aspergillaceae. The record is from RefSeq and is a predicted model, not a curated record.
AUGGUCUGGGAGACUGAUCGCCUCCCAAACAUUGUCCAAGAUUUCUUGAGAUAUUCCGAUACUCUCCGAAAGCUUGUAGAAAAAGCGACGUGGGAGAUUGUGGAAGACAUCAAAGCCACGUUCUAUGAUCAAGAAAUUGCUAGAUGGUUAGGUGAUGACAAGAUCAGCCGCCAGGGUCAAUACCACGAGUCUCUGCAAACUUUUCGAGCUGAUCAGGCUUGUGAAUUCUUACUGGAAAAUACCAAUUUCACCAACUGGUAUGACGGUUCCGAUUCUCAGCAGCUGGUGAUCCUCGGCGAUAUGGGCCGUGGGAAAACCGUUGCUAUGACAUUUCUUGUAGACGAACUGCGUCGAAGAAAGGAAUACCAACUACCCCAGCCCAUGAUAUGCUAUUACUAUUGCUGGGAUAACGAGACAGGUAAUGCUACCUCUAUAAUCCCUACUCUGAUUAUAUCACUCCUUCAACAGCUCCCGGGCCUGAAAAAGCCAUUUUUUGACAUUAAGAAACUGGAAGAGUUCCUGCAAAAGGUGCUGGAAGCAAUUGACCGCCCAGUUUUCGUCAUCAUUGACGGUCUGGAUGAGUGCGAUACAGCAUCUCGAAACAGACUUCUCAAGUUAUUGAAAACUUUAUCGCGAAAGAUUUCGGGGCUUAAAACCAUACUGUCCUCCCGUCCUCAGGAAGAGAUCUUGGAACAGCUGGACGAAGCGGCGGCUAGGAUCGAACUGGGUCCUGACGUUCAGCGAGAUGGCAUUAUUGUUGACAAAAUAGUUGAAAGCAAAUUGUCUUAUCUAUCGAUGGAUGUCAAGGCACUCCUCUCAGAGCCCUACGUCACGAUAUUUUCCCGUUGUACUUCAGAUGAUCCCAAAAAUGAGGAGCUUGCAAGCGCAGCUCUGAAACUUCUCGCCAUCGCCCGCAGACCUUUAAGCAUACUAGAGCUCGCCUGGGCCGUUGCGUUGGGUGCGGCUAAACAUGUUACAACCAUCGACGAUCUUGCUCAGCUGGUAGACCAUCAAAGAUUCAUGAGUCUUAUUCAUCCAUUCAUUACUCAGGUCAACUUUAGUGAUGUAAAGAAGCGUCAAGUUCGACUCACACACCAGUCGGUGAAGAAGUUCAUCAUCGAAAAAUGGACUCCUGAUAAGCCUGAUUCACAAGGUCCGAAUCUAACAAAAUCUGAUCAAAUGAUUGUUGAUCAACGUCUUGAGAGCCUGGAGACAUUCAUCUUGGAUAUUUGCACCAGAUAUCUUCUCUUAGAUGAUAUUGACAAUAGAGAUCUAUUCUCCGCAGAGCAAGUGGCAAUCACAGAGCUGCCCCAAGAAUUCGACCUAUUCAGUGAUAACGAAGAGCCGAACCAUUACAAUCGACAUUGCACGUGGGAAACCUGGGAAGAAGAUAUGAUUCGCUACGACCCGAUUGAACGUGGCUUUGGUGAGUUCUUCGUCUACGCAUCAAGCCAUUGGCUGGAACAUUUCGGCGCUAUCACGGUCGAACCUCUUCCAAGCCUUGCAAGCAUAAUGAACUUAUGCCAAAUGGGAUCGAUCCGAUUCCGCAAUUGGACUCAACAAAAUUGUCGCCCAGGCUGCACGAUGACGGCCGGAUUUCGAUUUGACAGCAGUCUGUAUGAUCCCCUCAGCAUCACUUCGCACUAUGGCUCAGGAGCUAUGCUACGUGAUAUGCUUGAGAACUCGGACUUUGAUAAGGACAAGUUUCUUCGAAACCCAGCUAUGGAGGCUGCUGAUCAGAUUUUCCAAUGGGGCAACAUAUCAAGGCUCAGGAUACUCUUCUUGGAUGAUAAACUUGGUCAUCAGCUACAAAAUCUUGGCUUUUUUUCGACUUGUCAUCAAAAUGUGGAAUGACCCCUAUAUAAAUCACCACAACUGGGAUCCUGCAUUUGACCUCGUCGAAUAUGUGUCAGAUAAGAUGGUCCAGGAACAAUGGG